Nothoprocta perdicaria is the source of this 573-nucleotide messenger RNA. RefSeq names its product transmembrane protein 52B (gene TMEM52B). The record is from RefSeq and is a predicted model, not a curated record. The transcript has 5 exons. Lineage: Eukaryota; Metazoa; Chordata; Aves; Tinamiformes; Tinamidae. The coding region runs from base 1 to 573 and encodes 190 amino acids.
AUGCCACAAAAUCACCUGAUGGGAACGCACAGUUCAUUUGUGAUCUGCCUUGCAUUAGGGUGUUUCUUACGGUUCCCUCCAGUGAGAGGAGAGGAAAAUUGUGUGAAUGCUGAACUCUGUUCAAGAACAGAAUGGGAACAUCUAUGGUAUAUCUGGCUAGCAGUUGUGAUUGGUGGGCUGCUGCUCCUGUGUGGCCUGGUUUCAGCCUGUGUGAGAUGUUGUUUUCAUCUCCGUCAAACAGAGGAAGAAUCAAGUCCUCCACCCUAUGAGGUCACAGUCAUUGCUUUCGACCAUGACAGCACUCUCCAGAGCACCAUAACCUCUCUCCAUUCCAUGUUUGGGCCUGCGGCCAGGAGGAUAUUAGCAGUGGCACACUCCCACAACGCUGUGCAGGGAACACCACCGCUCUCUGGAUCAGACACUCCUCCAGUCUAUGAAGAAGCUCUGCACAUGAGCAGAUUCACGGUGGCCAAGACCGGGCAGAAAGUGCCAGACCUUGACUCAGUGCCAGAAGAAAAACUGCAGACAUCCACUGAGAGCAAUGAAUCCCAACAGGCCCUCCCAGCACGCUAG